AUGGAAGAUGCAAUUGACGACAAGGCUGCUGCACCGUCCCACGACAAUGAAGAUCGGCUUUCGGGUCGGGCCCGCUCUGAGAGCGCAAGCAGUGGACACAAGCGCAGCUCCUCGGGAUCAUUGCUAUCCAGACUCUCGUUUUUGCGCAUGAUGCAAGCUAGCCAAAAUCCCUCGGAACGAGGCCACUCGGGCCUCGAAGCCGACGAUGACGGGGACGACCUCAGUUCCAGCUUGAAAGGGAGGGCAAUGUCAAGCGCCCUACAACAGAGACGGACACGCAGGAGAAGAGGUUCGCUGAGAAAGACGGCCUUGCUAGGCACACGAUUUGAUUAUCGCGACAAAAAGGCUACAAGACCCCCUGUCGAUGCUAUCCGUGGAGAUGUUGCCGACCAACCUCAACUCCAACCACAACCCCAGCAACAACCACAACUUCAACCACCGCCUGUUCCGACCCAUAGUCAUACGCGCUUGCGAUCUUUCGCCGAUUCGGUUCCUUUGAACAACUCAUUUACACCGAGCGAACCCCCCGGGCGAGAGACGCCAGCUGAGAAUAGUGCACCCACCUGGACCUUAAUGGAUGUGCCGCAACGGGCUCGGAACGGUCCUCACCACCAUCCAAUGCAAUCUAAGGAGAGCCUCGUCAGCGGGGAUGUCACAACCGACGAUGAGGAUAUUGUUUCUUUUCCUUCUAGAAAAGGCAUUGGCGCCGGUCCAAGUGCGUUCCGCAGCUCCAGUAACACCUCAAGCACCAGCGGUGCGGGCUUGCACCUUCCAACUCCUGGGUCGAGCGCCGAUUCCUACUACUCCCUGCAAACGGACCAAAAGUACCGAAGUACCCAUCGCGCAAAGUCGCCCCUCGCAACGCAUGCGGUUGACAUCACUAGUGGCCAGGAAGUGUUGGGUUGGGACUAUUCUGAAACCGAAUGGUGGGGUUGGAUAAUACUGAUAGUGACCUGGUUGGUCUUUGUCGUAGGGAUGGGAAGUUGCUUUGGUGUCUGGAGCUGGGCAUGGGAUGUUGGGGAGACUCCUUAUGCACCUCCGGAGCUGGAGGAUGACCCUACUCUGCCUAUUGUUGGAUAUUAUCCUGCGCUCAUUAUAUUGACCGCGGUCAUGUCGUGGGUAUGGGUUGUUGUUGCAUGGGUUGGCAUGAAGUACUUUAAGCAUGCCAAUAUCACAGGAGAUGACACUUGA
Aspergillus calidoustus is the source of this 1191-nucleotide messenger RNA. Lineage: Eukaryota; Fungi; Ascomycota; Eurotiomycetes; Eurotiales; Aspergillaceae. The record is from the annotation of a GenBank genome assembly.